GAAAGAUGACGCUUGGCACGAGGUGACGAGGGAGCAACCACUUAUUACCAAAUGUUAUUCUUUCAUUCACCUUCUUUUAAAUUUCUCUUCUUCUGCUCCUAAAACCGAAAGCAAAACUAAAAAAGGUUGAAAUAAAAACAAAAAAGCUCUCUUCUUUAUUAGUUUUGAUUCUUCGUCUUCUUCCUCUUCUUUCUUUAUAAUUUUCUUCUCAGAGAAAGAGAAUUAAUAGAGAGAGAGAUCAUGGGAGAUGAAGAUGUUGAUGGGAAGUGUAAAAACAUGUCUGCAUGUUCCUCAACGACGUCGUAUUCAACUAAACUCUUUCUAUUCAUGGUUCCUCUUGUUGUCAUUUCUGGUUUCGUCUUUGUAAAUAUUGGUCCUAAAGAUUCAACUUCUUUAUUAACCUCUCUGUCCACUACUACUUCUCAUCUUCCUCCUCCGUUUCUGUCUACGGCUCCGGCACCGGCGCCAUCUCCUCUGCUACCGGAGAUACUUCCCUCGUUGCCAGCAUCAUCUUUAUCGACUAAAGUGGAAUCUAUUCAGGGUGAUUAUAAUCGCACAAUUCAACUGAAUAUGAUCAACGUUACUGCAACGAGUAAUAACGUCUCUUCUACGGCAUCAUUGGAACCAAAGAAAAGAAGAGUUCUUAGCAAUUUAGAGAAGAUAGAAUUCAAGCUACAAAAAGCUCGAGCCUCCAUUAAAGCCGCUUCGAUGGAUGAUCCCGUGGACGACCCGGACUAUGUUCCUCUUGGUCCUAUGUAUUGGAACGCUAAGGUCUUUCAUCGGAGUUACUUGGAGAUGGAGAAACAAUUCAAGAUAUAUGUAUACAAAGAAGGCGAGCCACCGUUGUUCCAUGACGGUCCAUGCAAAAGCAUCUACUCUAUGGAAGGAAGUUUCAUCUAUGAGAUAGAAACCGAUACACGUUUUCGGACCAAUAAUCCCGACAAGGCUCAUGUUUUUUAUCUACCAUUUAGUGUCGUCAAGAUGGUAAGAUACGUGUAUGAACGAAAUUCCCGCGAUUUCAGCCCCAUCCGAAAUACAGUCAAGGAUUACAUCAAUCUUGUGGGUGAUAAAUACCCAUAUUGGAACCGCAGCAUCGGAGCCGAUCAUUUCAUACUUUCUUGUCACGAUUGGGGUCCUGAGGCAAGCUUCUCUCAUCCACAUCUAGGACAUAAUUCGAUUAGAGCUUUGUGCAAUGCCAACACGUCAGAGAGAUUCAAACCAAGAAAAGAUGUGUCGAUACCGGAGAUCAAUCUAAGGACGGGAUCCUUAACUGGAUUGGUCGGUGGACCGUCACCUUCCAGCCGUCCCAUCCUCGCCUUCUUUGCAGGGGGUGUACACGGACCGGUAAGGCCAGUCUUGCUCCAGCAUUGGGAGAACAAAGAUAAUGACAUUAGAGUCCACAAGUAUCUCCCUAGAGGAACGUCUUAUUCUGACAUGAUGCGGAACAGCAAGUUCUGCAUUUGUCCUAGCGGUUAUGAGGUUGCGAGCCCGAGGAUCGUGGAGGCACUCUACUCGGGUUGCGUCCCGGUUUUGAUAAACUCAGGAUAUGUUCCUCCGUUCAGCGAUGUACUGAACUGGAGAUCGUUCUCGGUGAUCGUUUCAGUGGAAGACAUACCGAAUUUGAAAACGAUAUUGACAUCUAUAUCGCCGAGACAGUACUUAAGGAUGUACAGAAGAGUGUUGAAGGUAAGGAGACAUUUUGAGGUGAAUUCUCCGGCUAAGAGGUUUGAUGUGUUUCAUAUGAUUCUUCAUUCGAUUUGGGUGAGGAGAUUGAAUGUGAAGAUUCGUGAAGUCUAAGUUUUGUCAGAUUUUUUUUGUUUGUUUGGCGUGUGUAACGAAAAAUAAUUGAAAAGUCCCGGGAUUGUUUGUGUGUGUGUGUAAAAUUAUAAUUGGGCGUUUUUCUUCAUUAAUUUGUAAUAAACAAAUAAUAGUUAUAUUUGCAUAUUUUAAUAUGUUAACUU
Messenger RNA from Arabidopsis thaliana (thale cress), 1961 nucleotides. RefSeq names its product Exostosin family protein. The transcript has 4 exons. The record is from RefSeq and is marked reviewed. Gene Ontology annotation, biological process: glycoprotein biosynthetic process. Gene Ontology annotation, cellular component: Golgi membrane. NCBI's taxonomy places the organism in Eukaryota, Viridiplantae, Streptophyta, Magnoliopsida, Brassicales, Brassicaceae. The coding region runs from base 241 to 1797 and encodes 518 amino acids. Gene Ontology annotation, molecular function: glycosyltransferase activity.